Thecamonas trahens ATCC 50062 is the source of this 3705-nucleotide messenger RNA. RefSeq lists its product as uncharacterized. The record is from RefSeq and is a predicted model, not a curated record. Gene Ontology annotation, cellular component: cytosol; nucleus. Gene Ontology annotation, biological process: protein deubiquitination. Gene Ontology annotation, molecular function: protein binding; cysteine-type deubiquitinase activity; cysteine-type endopeptidase activity. The transcript has a single exon. Lineage: Eukaryota; Apusomonadida; Apusomonadidae. The coding region runs from base 1 to 3705 and encodes 1234 amino acids.
AUGUCAACCAGCAAUCUGAUGAGUGGAGUGCACCUGGCGGGACUGUCGAACCAGGGCGCCACGUGUUACCUCAAUGCCCUCCUCCAAAUCCUGUACCAUACCCCACCGCUGCGGAAUGGGGUGCUCAGCCUCUCGCUCGAAGACAUGGGUCACACCUCGAGUGAGUACCUGGAAUGGCUACUCUCGAACGAUGCAGAGGUGUGGCAGGCAAAGUAUGGAUCGCUGACGGAGGAAGAGGUCAAGGCUGAGAAGAAUGGUGUCGGCGGCAAGGAGAUCAAGUCUGGCGAGGACGCUCUUGAUCUGGCCGCCGCUAUCGCCGACUCUGAGCCUGUCAUGGCAGAGGUGCUGGCCAUGGGCCUCGGGCUAGAUCCCGAGCUGGUGGUGUACUGUGUGGCAAAGCAUGUACAGAAUGCUGCCAUUGCUUCGGCUUGCGAAGAGUCGUACGACUUGUUUGCCCUCGGCGGCGCGGAUGACUCGAGCGAUGACGGCUCCGACGGGCUCGAUGCUGCCGAGCUGACUGCACAGUCGCUGCUGGACAUGUGUCUGGAUACCGAGUACGCCGAAGAGUACGCCGAGGAUGUGGCGGAUGGGCGCUGGGUCGAUCCGCGGACGGUGGCGCCGGUGUUUGUGGCCGGAAGUGGGAGCGCCGAGCCCGAGAAAGCCAAGUUCGUGCCGCCACCUCCGGCACCAGACCGUAUCCGGACCAUCCCGUUUGCGCUCCAGCGGCUCUUUGCCGCGCUCUCGCUCCACACCGCAGUGUCGGGCGGGCAUGGCGCAGUGACGACCCACUUUCUCACCGCGGCCUUUGGCUUCUCAGGGCGCGAUGCCGGGGUCCAGCACGACAUUGCCGAGCUGACGCGGCUGCUACUGGAUGUACUCCAGCGGCAGCUGGUAGGCAGCGCCAUCGAGGGCCUUGUGCCUGGGCUCUAUCGCGGCGUGGCAAGUCGGCGCAUCUCAUGCCUGACCUGCGGCGGAUCGCGGUCGACGGAGCAGCCGUUCCUCGACCUCUCGCUUCCGACCGCGGGGGCAGCAUCGCUCGACGCCGCCCUGCUUCAGUGGGGCAUGCCCGAGCUGAUGGACGGGGCCAAUGCUGUGAGCUGCGAGGCGUGCGACUCGCGCCAGCCGUCGACCAUCCGCAACGUCCUCACUCUGCUUCCGCCCGUCCUCACCAUCACCCUCAACCGCUACGCCUGGACCGAGUCUGGCCGCGUCAAGCUCAACGAUCCGUUUGCCUUUCCGCUCACGCUUGAUAUGGCGGCUCUGCUGGACGGCGAGAGCCUUGCGCCCGACGACUCGCUGCGAGCUGCAGCCGCCGAGCUUGCGGCGACUGGGAGCAGGUCAGAGACGAGCAGCACUCGAGCAAGCGCCGGCGCGGGCGGUGAUGACGGCGAUGACUUUGCCUUUUCGUCGUUUGGCCUCUUCUCCGACCCGGCGCCUGUGGCGAGCCCUGAGCCUGACACUGCCGGCGAGCUCUUUGUCUCGCGGCUUGGCGACGCUGCUCGUGGCGGCUCGCCUGCCGAGUACGAGCUGUUUGGCGUGGUCCUCCACGCCGGCGGCGCCCACGGCGGCCACUACCACGCGCUCAUCCGUGACGCCGAGUCUGGACAGUGGUUUGACUUUAACGACGCGUCGGUCAAGCCCAUGCCGCUGGGACAGCUGGUGCGGUCGUACGGGGUCUCGGGCUCGUCGCGCGAGUCGGCGUACAUGCUGUUCUACGCCGCGAGGCUUCCGGACGGGAGCCUAGCGAUUGACGUACCGAUCAUCGACCCGGCGCCUGCACCUACCGCCAUUGAGGCACAUCUCUCGUUCUGGCGGAAGCACCUACGAGCUGCGGCAAGCGCGGCUGCGGCGCGCGAGGCCGCGGAGCGUGCGGCUCGUGGCGAGCGUGCGGCUGCCGCCGUAGCCGCCCGAAGCUCGCGCGAGGCCACUGCAGCGGCACUGCCGAUGCGGCCGGCGAUGCGUGUCGUUGAGCGGACGCCACAUACGCUCUGCUUUCUGGUCUACGACGCCGAGUCGGGCGCCAUGCUGCCCCCUGUUGUCGCUGACGCGCACAGCCUCGUCGGCUCGCUGGUACAGGACGGCGGCUGGGCGUUUGUGGGCGCGCUUGUACCGUCGCUGGCCGGCGGCAUUGUUGCAGCUGCCACUGAUGCAGUCAUCGACACGACUUUGUGCGUGGGCGAGUGGCGGCUGGCUGCGCUCGCCGAGUUUGGUCUGCACGCAAGCAUCGGGUGCGCGCUGGCGCAUGUGGGUGCGCUUGUUGUGGCUCCAACCGUCACCGACGGCACACCGUGCUUUGCCGCUGUACCGCAGCUGGCAGCGCGGCGGACGGAGGUGACUGUCUUUGCGGCCGGCAACGGGUUCCGGCUGGCGAUGCCGUGCAUGCUCUCGAUGCACACGCUCAAGUCGCUGAUUGUGGGCUGGCUCAACGACGAGCUCGAGCUCGGACUCUCGCCGCAUGCGGUCGGCAUUUACGCUUGCAGCACAACUGCAGCACCAGGCUACUCGGUGGCAUGGGCGCUAGAGAGCGGGUCGGAUCCGCUGGGCGUGGCGCCAGCGCUCGAGGCUCGCGGCGGCGCAGUUGAGCUCGUCCUGCCGCUGCUGGCUGACGGCGUGUUUGUGGCCGAGCUCGAUGACGUCGACGAGCCGCUGGAGAUCCGGGUGGUGGCGCGAAGCGCGGCAAGCCGUGCCAGCGUGUCGCGCACCGAGCUGGAGGGGGCGAUGACGCUGACGCUCUCGUCGAUGACGCCGCUGCAGGAGGCGAUGUCAAGAGUGGCGGGCGCAGGCGCAACAGACCUGCCCUCGUUUGUGCUCCGACCGACCGACGCGGGCCUGGUUCCGAGGCCAGACCGCGAAGUGUUCGUGUCGCGAACGCGGGCACUCUCGAUGUACCACAUCCGGCCUCACACUGUGCUUGUGGCGGAGCCAGGUCGUAUUGUGGCGCUCGGCCAGAUCACGGUCAAUGUGGUGCAGUACGCGGGCUAUCCCAGCAGCGAGGGCGGGAUUCUCGCGUUUUUCUCACCGGCAUACUACACCGAGAGCAUGGACGCGCGCGCCAAGGACCUGUUCUCGCCGGCUGCCUCGGUCUCGAUCGGAGCCACGGCGACGGUUGACGCGCUUUAUGAUGCUGUGGCGAGCGCACUCUCGGUCGGACCCAACGAGAUCCGGCUGUGGGCAACCGGGGCGCGGCUCAAGGGCGGCUCGACCGGAAACCUCAAGACGGUCGGCAUCCGCGACGGCAGCGUUGUGGUGGCACAGGUCGGCGUCGCGCAGACGGCUGGGUCCGACGUCAUCCUCCCUCUCUACGAGCGGAGCGGAACCGACACGGUGCACUUUACCUUUGCCCGUGAGCUUGUUGUUGCCCGUGACGCGGCCAGCGGCGCCAUACUCGCAUCCGUCGUCGAGAGCGUCAUCGACAGUGCUGCAUCUGGCUGCCGCCUCGCCAAGUACGACCAGUAUGCCAACACAUGGGCUACGAUCCGCAAAGCCGACGUGUCCGAGUGCGAGCCUGUCUUUGCUAACGACGGCGAUGUUGUCGUCUACGACGGGCCGAGCCUCGGCGCCGGCAUCGGGGACGACGCAGAGCCAACGGUCCCGCUCCCGCAGCGGGUCCUCCGCUCGAAGAGCGGCUACGUGUUCCACGACAUGCUCGCGCUGCCGACCUAUCGUGAAGAAGCCGUCUUGCGCAUUGAUGCUGGCGGCUGGUGA